This is a messenger RNA of Drosophila persimilis, 383 nucleotides long. RefSeq lists its product as uncharacterized. The transcript is spliced from 2 exons. The record is from RefSeq and is a predicted model, not a curated record. Bases 82 to 333 code for a protein of 83 amino acids. NCBI's taxonomy places the organism in Eukaryota, Metazoa, Arthropoda, Insecta, Diptera, Drosophilidae.
UUUUCUGCAAAAAAUAAUAUUUGAAAAUCAGAAUCUUUGAAACUUGGCGGUGCGAGUGCGGACCCAAGCCCCUUCCACAUAAUGGCCGUUGCAGUGCGACUAGUGGAAGCUCUGACCCUGGUCACCAUACUGGGGCUGAUUAUCUGUCUGAGCCUGACCGUGAUCCUCGCCGAACGUUCUAUUAGUUUGAUCAUGACGUUUCUUGAGCCAGCUGCGAAUAUAGCACAGUUUGGGCUGCAUGUUAUUGAGAAAAUUCUGGUGUAUGGCCUACUCAGCAUAUUGCGUUUUGUCAAUACGGUGGCCAAAACUCUGCGUAUUACGGGUCUGGCCUGAGGAUCGCUUACCGCCUGUCAAAAGUUACCAAUAAAUUUUUUGUUUUAUUU